AUGAAUACUGAAGAGGAGAUUUUCUUUCCGACAUUGAAGGUGGGGGAUACAAUGGAUUUCGCAACACGGAUGAAAAUUCCAUCGCAGCCAGGAGACCUCACAGUGCCCGAAUACCACCAGGAUAUGAAAGACUUCCUACUCCAAUCCAUGGGGAUUUCGCAUACAGUGGAUAUCAAAGUGGGAAAUGAGUAUGUCCGAGGUGUAUCGGGUGGUGAACGGAAGCGUGUCUCGAUCAUCGAAUGCUUAGCCACCCGUGGCUCCAUUUUCUGCUGGGACAACAGUACUCGAGGCCUUGACGCAAGCUCCGCACUUGAAUGUGCAAAGGCCCUGCGCUGUAUGACAGACACAUAUGGCCUGGCUACUAUUGUCACUCUCUACCAAGCCGGCAACGGAAUUUACGACCUCUUCGACAAAGUUUUGGUUCUGGAUGAAGGACAACGGAUAUUCUACGGCCCCAUGAAAGAUACUCGACGCUUUUUCGAGCACCAAGGCUUUGUUUGCCGCGACGGAGCCAAUGUGGCUGAUUACAUUACCGGAGUCACUGUACCAACCGAGCGGGAGAUUGAAUCUGGAUUCGAAUUCUCUUUUCCUCGCACUGCAAUCGACAUCCGUUCUCGCUAUGAGAGCUCAGAAACCUACAAAAACAUGAUUCAAGAGCAAGGUUAUCCCACGACGUCCCGGGCCCGUGACUGCACGUCAACCUUCCAAGAAGCGAUUGCAGUCGAUCAACACAAAUCUCUUCGAGAUAGUGUCUUUACAGUCAGUCUUUAUCAACAAGUCAUGACCUGUAUCAUCCGUCAAUACCAAAUUAUCAUGAACGACAGAGCAACUUUCUUGAUCAAACAAAUCUCAGCUCUGGUCCAGGCCCUUGUUGCUGGCUCCUUAUUUUACAAAGCCGCGCCAGAUACAACGAGUCUCUUCAUUAAAUCUGGAUCUUUGUUCUUUGCCAUUCUUUAUAACGGUAUCCUCAGCCCUUUGUCGGAAGUUACGGACUCCUUUACAGGCCGUCCUGUCCUGAUCAAGCAUAAACACUUCGCCUUUUUCCAUCCUGCUGCCUUCUGCUUCGCGCAGCUUGUCAUCGAUGUUCCAAUAAUUCUCUUCCAAAUCAGCCAUUUCUCACUUGUGCUCUAUUUUAUGACGGGACUUACGAUGUCUGCUGUGUCUUUUUUUACCUACUGGGUUAUUCUUUUUGCUGGAACGAUGUGUUUAACUUCGAUGUUCCGUGCUGUAGGGGCUUGUUUCCGAUCGUUUGAAGGAGCGUCAAAGGUCUCUGGCUUUCUUGUUACAGCACUAGUCGUCUAUGCUGGCUAUAUGAUCGAGAAGCCCCAGAUGCAUCCUUGGCUAGGGUGGAUAUUCUGGAUCAAUCCUGUCGCCUACGGUUUCGAAGCACUUUUGGCAACUGAGUUCCAGGGCAAGCAGAUCGACUGUGCGGGCACAAAUCUCAUUCCUAGCGGUUCUGGUUACGACAACCUAUCAUACCAAGCCUGCUCAGGAGUUCCCGGUGCGACACAGGGUAUGACCUCCCUGACGGGUGACCAAUACCUUAACGCCCUGAGCUAUUCGGAAUCGCAUAUCUGGAGAAAUUUCGGUAUUCUCUGGGCGUGGUGGGUCCUUUUCGCUGCUAUAACCAUCACAUUCACUACCAUGUGGUCCGACAGUUCCGCAUCGGGCGCUUCGGUAUUGAUUCCAUAUGAAAAGCGCAAACGCAGCCCUGAUACCACAGAUGAGGAGUCACAAUCCGUUCAGAACCAAGGAACAAUGGUUCAUGGUGCAGAGAAAGGGGACGUUACUGUGAACUUGGCUCAAAAUACCUCGAUCUUCACAUGGAAGGACCUGACAUAUACAGUACCAACACCGUCGGGGGAACGGGUUCUCCUUGACAAAGUCUAUGGAUGGGUCCAACCAGGUUCUUUGACUGCUUUGAUGGGAUCUAGUGGAGCUGAAAAAACAACCUUGUUGGACGUUCUGGCUCAGCGCAAAACGGAGGGCACAAUCCAUGGUGCUAUUCAAGUUGAUGGUCGCCCUCUCCCGAUAUCUUUCCAACGCUCUACUGGCUACUGUGAGCAGUUGGACGUCCAUGAAUCAUUUGCGACAGUCAGAGAAGCUCUUGAAUUUUCUGCAUUGUUACGACAGCCACAACAGGUGCUGACAGAAGACAAAAUAGCAUAUGUUAAUACUAUCAUCGAUCUUCUUGAGCUUCAUGACAUUGCCGACACAUUGAUUGGUAAAGUUGGCUCUGGUCUCAGUAUCGAGCAGCGAAAGCGUGUUACAAUUGGAGUCGAACUUGUGUCCAAACCGAAGAUUCUCAUCUUCCUUGAUGAGCCCACAUCUGGUCUGGACGGCCAAUCUGCUUUCAAUACAGUUCGCUUUCUCCGGAAGCUAGCCGACUGCGGCCAAGCAGUUCUUGUUACCAUUCAUCAACCUUCCGCCCAGUUGUUCUCACAAUUUGACAAUCUACUUCUCCUGGCACGGGGCGGUAAGAUGGUGUACCUCGGUGAGAUCGGAGAGGAUGGUGCUCGGGUCAAAGAGUACUUCGGAAAUCUAGGAGGGCCAUGCGCCCCUGGAACAAAUCCAGCAGAAUUUAUGAUCGACGUGGUUUCCGGCAAUGUUCUUACUGGAGUGAAUUGGCAUCAGGCUUGGCUGGACUCCGCCCAACACUCCUAUAUGUUCGAAAAGCUCGAGUCUAUCAUUGAGGAGGCAGCUGCGAAACCCCCUGGCUUUGAUGACGAUAGCAACGAAUUUGCCACCUCGCUUUGGAUGCAAACGAGGCUUGUUACUCACCGAAUGAAUGUCGCUUUGUUCAGAAAUACGGACUAUGUCAACAAUAAGCUUGUUCUGCAUAUUAUUCUUGGACUUUUCAACGGCUUUUCCUUCUGGAAGAUCGGCAGCUCUGUGAACGACCUCCAACUCCGUCUCUUUGCCAUUUGGAAUGUGAUCUUUAUCUCACCCGGUGUUAUCGCCCAGCUACAGCCUCUCUUCAUCGAGCGCCGGGAGAUUUAUGAUGCACGUGAGAAGAAGAGUCGGAUGUACUCAUGGAAGGCAUUCGUGAACGGGCUGAUCGUGUCUGAAUUCCCCUACCUCUGCAUCUGCGCUGUGCUCUAUUUUGUCUGCUUUUACUGGACGGUCGGGUUCCCAACGAAAUCAAGUCGGGCUGGUGCUUCUUUAUUUGUCAUCUGGCUAUAUGAGUUCAUAUAUACAGGACUGGGCCAGGCAAUUGCUGCAUAUGCUCCCAAUCCGACCUUCGCUGCCUUAGCCAAACCCUUGAUUCUCGGCACAAUUGUGGCCUGCUGUGAUAUUCUAGUACCAUAUCCCCAGAUCACUGUUUUCUGGAGAUACUGGCUCUAUUACCUUAACCCAUUCACAUAUGUCAGUGGCUCGCUUUUGGGAUUCAGCAUCUUCGGGGUAGAUGUCAAUUGUGGGAAGAAGGAAUUCGCAGUUUUCAAUCCUCCCAGCGGCCAGAGCUGUAAAGAAUACCUUUUCGAUUACCUCCAAACCGGUGACGGCUCGCGUGCGAAUCUGAUAAAUCCUAACGCGACGGAGAAUUGCCACGUUUGUGAAUAUCGCACCGGAGAUGAUUAUCUGUACACGCUGAACAUCAAACACUACUAUUACGCUUGGCGAGACGUUGGAAUUGUGGUUAUAUUCAUUCUCAGUGGAUAUUCCAUGGUAUACUUGAUGAUGAAGGCCCGGACUAAGGCCUCGAAGAAAGCUGAGUAG
Messenger RNA from Penicillium odoratum, 3717 nucleotides. RefSeq lists its product as uncharacterized. Gene Ontology annotation, molecular function: ATP hydrolysis activity; ABC-type transporter activity; ATP binding. Bases 1 to 3717 code for a protein of 1238 amino acids. The transcript has a single exon. Gene Ontology annotation, cellular component: membrane. The record is from RefSeq and is a predicted model, not a curated record. NCBI's taxonomy places the organism in Eukaryota, Fungi, Ascomycota, Eurotiomycetes, Eurotiales, Aspergillaceae. Gene Ontology annotation, biological process: transmembrane transport.